Molecule: messenger RNA, 5690 nt
Organism: Cladocopium goreaui
Lineage: Eukaryota; Dinophyceae; Suessiales; Symbiodiniaceae
Source: the annotation of a GenBank genome assembly
AUGUUUUUCAACACUGGAGGUGCAGCUCAAGCCUGGUGGGACGACAAGCACUGGGAUCACUGGUGUGGGGACGAAGGGGUUGAAGGGGCGGAAGAUGCGAAAGAGGUGCGUGUGGCCCUGGUUGAUACGGUAACGACCCCGGGCCUGGCCAGCAAGGUGAUGGCCAUGAAAAGCUUAAGGUGCCCAUUGGCCCAUGACGACACGGCCAUGCUGCGCGCCCUGUCCACGGCCGCCUUGGAGCACGCGCACACACGCGAGCUGGCGGAUGAGGUGCGCCAUACCCACACCAACGGCUCCGGGCCCGAUACCCUGGAUGAGGAGGACGACACCGACGAUGAUGAGGCCAACCUAAGUCGCCAAGGAUGUUUGAUGCGUUUGGGGCUUUGCAUUGGAUAUAUGAUCCCCACCUGGGGCCAUUUGAGUUUGGCCAACGUGGGGCGCUCGUGGGCGGCUGGCGCCUUCGCUUUAUGGCAUUGUUAUGUCAUCCUCUCCUCUUCUUUGCUCAUCUUUUUCAACGCUGCGGCGGCGUUGUUGCGGUGUUACAUCCAGUGGUUUUCGGGGAUCAGCAUGAAUUUGCAUGGCUGGCGAUAUUGCUGCAGCUUUGAUUUUCCCACGAUCACCUUCUUUUUCUGGACCUUGGUCAAGUGCUACCUGCUGCUGCAAGUCAGCAGCGACAUCCUUCGUUUCGCCUACCUUCUGUGCAAAGAUGCGUGGCGACCGGAUACCUUUGAAGCCUACAGGAGAUUAUUGGUGAGUGAUGCUUGGAAGGAGUUGGAUGAGGGGAAGUUCUACACCUACAGCUGGUCCGUCUGCCUCACUGGCUGUCAGAAAACCUGGGAUGUGAUCUUCCAAUGCUGGAUUCACUUUACGAUGGAUGUUGUGCCACUCUCCAUCUUUGCUUUGACCCUGGCAGAUGUGGGCGUGACGCGGGUCAGGGCCUGCCAAAUCAGCCUUGGCAUUGGCCUUUUUCACAUCUUGAUUUUCUACUUCCUGUGGGUGUUUGGUGAGGUCAGCAUGAAGAUCUUUUGCUUCCGUCGCGCCUGGGCCGCCGCCCGCAGCUUCGAGAACAGUUCGCGGCCGCCGCGCAUGACGGCGCCCUACACGGGGACGGUUUGGGGCACUUUGUCGAGGUCACCAAGGGAAACGUCGGCAGAAAGUCGUUCCAUUUGUGUGCUGUUGUGCACCAUCUUCCACUGGUUGGAGUUUCUGAUGCCGAUCGGUUUGGGACUCGUCAUCAUGACUGUUGGUUUUGUCAUCAAUCAAAGCAAUGUUGCCCUUUGCGGCGGCAUGUUCUUCUUCCUGUCAGCUCUUAUCAUGGCAUUCUCCCGCGCCCCUAACGACGAGAACGGCCUUUCCAACGGCGGUGGUGCCAAGUGCCGCUGGCCGCAGCCCAGGGCCGUGGCGCGGUGGUUUCCCAACGCAGAGGCCUUACAACUCUGGGGCGAACGCUGGUGUCGUUUGGGCUUCGAGUCCCAGAAGCGCCAGCGCUAUCAGUUCCUGCUGAUGCUCGCCUUCUCUGCCGUGGUCUUUGGCGCCUUCAGCUUCCGGGGCUUGGCUAUGACCUGUUUGUUCAUGGUCCUCCUGGUCUUCUUCCGGAUCCUUUGGAUGCGUUGUGAAGGAUCCAUGGGUUGGCUCUGGGCUUUCAUCGAGACCUUCGUGGAACUCAUUAUGCUGAUCUUCCUGAUCUCCGUUACCAGCCCGAAUGCCACGAAGGGGUUGCAAGAUGGUGCGGUGGUCUUUAUCUUGUGCAUCAUGCGGCAGUUCGGCUACCAACGUGAAAUCUGGUCUGGGGAGAGAGUGCGUUUGGCCUGCAGCAUCGUCCUCGGAAUCGUCCAUCUCCUUUUCGUGGUAUUGGUGUGCUUCGCAGUGGAGAGCUUCUGGAAGAAUGAGGAUUGGAGUGCAUUUGGCUCGGACAUUGAUAAGACCAAGUUUUACUCCAUUCCAACCUUCCCACCCUUCCAAUUCCCCAACUCCACCCUGCCACUGUGCUUGUUACGAUUUCCUCUUGGCGCUUCGGGCCUCGGCCGGCCGGCUGUCCCUCCGCAACAUUUUACCAGCAAGCACUACCCACAUGAUACACCCCACCAAUUGAGUCUGGGCGAUUUCGCACUGAUGGCCUCCUUGACGUACGAAAAUCGUAGUCGCUUCGAGUGGGGCUGUAAGCACUACUUCCCCGGUUGGCGAGUGGAGCAUCAGCCGGAAUCUGCCAGAGCUUUGGACUGGAUCCGAUUUCUGAUGCUCACUUCGGCGGACAACAGCACCACAGUCAUUGCGGUGCGUGGAACUCUGGAUAUGUUGGAUGUCCUGCAAGACGUGGCACUGUGGCUGGUGCCUGCGCUGAUGCAAAGCUGCAACUUCCUGGGCCCUGACGUGUCCUCUGGGGCCUGGGGGCAGGCCAUUUCAGGCCUCUCGAGAUUAGUGCCCUUGUCCUCCGAUCAUCCGGAUCGCUCGUUCUCCUCAGUGCUGAAAGCGGCGGAGUUCAUGAUGAGGACAUAUCCUGAGCGGCUCUUCUACUUGACAGGCCACUCCCUGGGGGGUGGCGUUGCCAAAUUGGUGGCUCUGAAGUUGAGCGCCGCGUUGCACGUGCCAACCACCGUGGCCUUCGCCGCCCCGGGCAUCCACCACGCGGCGCGGGUGCUGCUGGGCCAGCUGCAUCAGGAGCUGCACAACAAGCUGGAGAGUGAGUCCUUGACCACCUUAACGGUGAAGCCAAUGCACGACAUCGUCUCCCACAUUGAUUUGGACACAGGAAAUUCCGUGGUUGCGCCCUGCAUGGGAAAAGCCUACGAUUGCCAUAGCAUCUACAGGACCUUGUGGGGAAUCUUCAAGGUCUGCGCCUUGCUGAGAUCUGAGGAACCUCCGGAGGUAGACCUGGCAGAACCCUUCGGCCACAAUGGUGCAAGGGGCCCCGCCCUGGCCAAAGAAGCCUUCAGGGAUAGAGAUGUCCGGUUCGGAUGCUGCGCUAUGCUGCGUGCCCUGUCCCAAGCUGCGGUGGAAGCCCGUUCCACCGGCAGUUUCACCAACGCCACCCGCAGCAGUGGCCUGGAAGUUGACGUGGAAUCCUCUGAAGAUGAGGCGGAGAACAUCAGUUGGCACCGUUUGGCGCUGUGCAUUGGCGCCUGGAUCCCCACCUGGGGCCAUUUCACCUUCAGUUACCUUUUUCUAGCUGGCGACUUGGCUCCAAGAUGCUCCUCCAAGAAUGACAGGAUAGGUGGGACCCUGAUUUUCAUCAACUGCUGUACGACGCUUCUCUUCUUCUACUCUGACUGGUUUGCAGCUGGCAGCUCCGCUGAGCUCUGUAGUAUUCAUUACGAAGAUUUCCGGGAGUGCUGUAGCUUCACACUGUCGGUGGAAUUCAUGGGCGUGUUCCUCCGCUCCUGCAUCGUGCUGUCGGUAUCCGCCGAUCUCCUGCGCUUUGCAUAUUUGUUGAUGAUUGAUGCAUGGCGACCGGACGCCUUUGAGGCCUAUCGCAGGCUGGUGGUGUCGGAUGCCUGGGGUGAACUUGAUGCAGGAGAAUUCUACGUCCGGAGCUGGUCCAUGUCCUUGAGCAAAUGGCAGAAAACAGGCGACAUUGUCUUCCAAUUGGUGCUUCAUUUGACCUUGAACCUAAUUCCAAUUACGGGGCUCAUCAUUGGGAGCCUUGGGCUAGUUGAUCCCAUCACGGUGCGGAAACUGUGCUUGGCCAUUGGCAGUCUUCACAUCUUGGCCUUCUACUUCCUUUCCUUCCACGGCGAAGUAGCUCUGAAGCUCCGCGGCUUCCGCAAGGCCUGGGUCCUGGCUCGGAAUCUCAGCACUUCGGAGGUGAGUGCGCAGAUCACUUGGACACGAACGAAGAGUCGGGUGGUCUCCGAUGCGGCAGAACAACGAUCCAUUUGCGUCCUUUGCUGCACCAUCUUCCAGUGGUUGCAGUCUUUGAUGCCUAUUUUCAGUGGCAUUGCAGCGGCGAUUUUGGGUUUCAUCUUCCAUCGGCCUGGUCUGAUCGUGGUCGGCUGCGUGUGGAGUGCCUUGCUGCUUUUCAUCACCAUCCUCACCUGGCACAGCUGGGGAAACGACGAGGAGAACGCCUGCGCCCCGGAAAGCGUUCAUCGCUACUUCCCGUGCCCAGAGAUGCUUCAGGAGUGGGCGGAGAAAUGGUGCAAUCUUGGGUUUCAAGCACAGGUUCUACACCGAUACCAUUCCACUGUGAUGUUGGGUAUUUCUGCCGCUAUUUUUGGAGCUUUUGGUUUCCAUUCUUUGACCAUCACCUGCCUAACCCUUUUGACUUUUGCGAUGACCCGCAUUCUAUGGUUGCAAGCCGAAGGGAGCUUAGGAUGGUUUUAUGCCUUUGUGGAAUUGCUGAUCACCACUAUUGGCAUGGCAAUGGUUCUGGUUUCGUCCUGCUCUGGAAAUCCAUUCAAAGACCUGCUGAUCUUCAUGUGUUUGUCCGUCUUGCGGCAUUUCGGAUUUCAGCGGGGUACUUCAGCUGGCGAGAGGGUCAGGGUGUCAGGUGCUAUCAUCUUCGGAUUUGUUCACAUGUUUUUCGUUUUGCUGACCUGUUUCGCCCUCCGAACCUUCUGGAAAGAUGAGAGCUGGAGUGCCUUUAGCUUCGAGACGGAACCGCAGUUCCUGACCAUCCCGCAGCAUCCAGACGUGAACCGCUCGGCCGAGUGGCCGUUGUGCCUGCUGCGUUUCCGCUUCGGUCCUGGACCUUUGCAGGAUCUCAGGCCCGCGGAGCUGCUGAGCGUGGCAGAUUUCGCCCUGAUGGCAUCCUUGAGCUAUGAAGCUCCCCUGCGUGCUGAGGAGGCAUGUUCCCACUACUUCCCCCGCUGGCGGGUGGAACAACGCCCUGAAAAGCAGCGGGUCAUGGACUGGUCCCGCUUUCUGAUGUUGACCUCCGAGGACAACAGCACCACAGUGAUCACGGUACGUGGUACUUUGGAUUUCCUGGAUGUCCUACAGGACGUGGCCUUGUGGCUGGUGCCCGCCUUGAUGGAAGGCCUCAAUAAGCUGGGGCCGGACAUUUCCACCGGAAACUGGGGCAAAUCGAUUUCGGAGUAUGCUGAGCUCUUUCCGUCAACGCGUGUGGCUGCAGACCACACCUUUAAGUCCGUGCUAGAAGCCACACACUUAAUGAUCCAAUCCCAUCCGUCCAGGCGUUUCUUCCUCACUGGGCAUUCCUUAGGCGGUGGCAUCGCCAAAAUGGUCGCGCUGCAGAUUCCCAUCGCCUCGCGACCGCUGGCCAUCGCCUUUGCAUCUCCCGGGGUGCAGGACGCGGCGCGGGUGCUCUUUGGACACGAAAACCAUGAUGGGCCGAUCCAGACCAGGCUGGAGGACCUCCAGCAGAGCUUGUUGGACGUGGUGCCUCGUCACGAUCUGAUCUCGCUGAUCGACCAAGAUCCGGGGAAUACCUUGAUCGCUCCCUGCGAGGGCCAUCCCUGGCAGUGCCACAGCAUCUUUCGUAUCCUUUGGGGCAUUUUCUCCGCCUGCGGCUCCAUGACCUUCAAAAACCUCACGCUGCCCUGUGAAGCUUUCCGGGCGGCCAUUCCGGACGCCUGUUGAGCGGCCAGCUAUGGCCUGCCCUUGGUCCAGAGGUUCAAAGAUAACUUCCAGCCAUGUUUUGUUUUUGUUUUCCUGGGGGAUCAUUGUCCUCAACUGACUUUCGAUGACUCUUUGGCACUCUUUGGGUUAAGAAUGGUUGAAGAGUCAAAGCU